AUGUUUUGCCUGGACGUUUUGAGCCUGAACAAGGACCUGUGUGACCGCGCUGAGAAGCUGAAGGACAGGCUCAUCGUCUUCGAGGUGGACGAGAACCGAGAGCUCAACAAGAGCAUCUGUCACCGCUAUGACGAGAUCGCUGCGACUAUCACAGGGGCCCCAGGCAACACAGAGGAGCUGGUGGCCCUUAACCAGUACCUAAAGCACACCAGCGAGGUGACCGUCCACAAGCUGAAAGAGGAGAUCAACGAGGCCGCCAACCGCCUCAGCUUCCUCCUGGACUACGCCACCCUGUCUCACGAUGAUGGGAGAGAACAUGCAGAGGACCACCUCCUCAAGAGGAUAGCAGAGUUUGACCAGAUGUUGCAGUGUGUGAGGAAGGAGGUGGAGGCCUUCAAGAAGAAAGAGCUGAUGAGUCUGGAGGAGAUGAAAAACAACGUGGAGAAGCUCAACGAGCUCACCUCCCGUCUGGAUGCCGCCGUCACCGAACUGGACGACAUCAACAAAGAGGAGUCUCUGCUGGAGAAGGAGCAGAGCCAGUUCCCCAUGCUGCAGACGCUGAUGGGCAACAAGCAGCCCUAUGACCAGCUGUGGACCAACGCCCUCAACUUCCAGAACAAAUCAGAGAUCUGGAUGAACGGUCCUUUCCUCCACCUGAAUGCUGAGAAGAUCUCAGAAGAGCUGGUCACUAUGUGGAGGACCGUGUACAAGCUGACCAAGUCCUUCUCCGACCUGCCAGGGCCGCGCCGCGUGGCCGACAGCUUCAAGAUCAAGAUCGACAAGUUCAAGCAGCACCUUCCCAUCCUCACCACCAUCUGUAAUCCAGGCAUCAAGGACCGUCACUGGGAAACGAUCAGCACCAUCGUGGGCUUCGAUGUCAAGCCAGAUGUGGACACCUCACUGUUUAACAUGGUAGAGCUGGGCCUGUCCAAGUUCUCCGACAAGCUUGAGGAGAUAGGGGCGUCGGCCAGUAAGGAGUACUCUCUGGAGAAGGCCAUGGAGAAAAUGAAGACCGAAUGGGCUGAGCUCCACUUUGCCUUCACUGCCUACAGAGACACGGUAGGCCAAAACUCCCACCAAAACAAACAGCUCUUACACUAA
This is a messenger RNA of Coregonus clupeaformis (lake whitefish), 1101 nucleotides long. RefSeq names its product dynein axonemal heavy chain 3-like. The record is from RefSeq and is a predicted model, not a curated record. Bases 1 to 1101 code for a protein of 366 amino acids. Gene Ontology annotation, cellular component: dynein complex. Gene Ontology annotation, biological process: microtubule-based movement. Lineage: Eukaryota; Metazoa; Chordata; Actinopteri; Salmoniformes; Salmonidae. Gene Ontology annotation, molecular function: minus-end-directed microtubule motor activity; dynein intermediate chain binding; dynein light intermediate chain binding. The transcript is spliced from 10 exons.